This is a messenger RNA of Piliocolobus tephrosceles (Ugandan red Colobus), 610 nucleotides long. RefSeq names its product solute carrier family 5 member 4-like. Gene Ontology annotation, molecular function: D-glucose:sodium symporter activity. NCBI's taxonomy places the organism in Eukaryota, Metazoa, Chordata, Mammalia, Primates, Cercopithecidae. The record is from RefSeq and is a predicted model, not a curated record. Gene Ontology annotation, biological process: sodium ion transport; transmembrane transport. The transcript has 4 exons. Bases 6 to 548 code for a protein of 180 amino acids. Gene Ontology annotation, cellular component: plasma membrane.
AGGCGAUGCUGAGGACCAGCCGAGGUACUAUAGGAGGCUUCUUCCUCGCUGGUCGUGAUGUGUCCUGGUGGCCGAUGGGCGCCUCUCUCUUUGCCAGUAACAUUGGCAGCAACCACUAUGUGGGGCUGGCUGGUACAGGAGCAGCUUCAGGAGUCGCCACUGUCACAUUUGAAUGGAGUUCCUCAGUAAUGUUGCUGAUUCUCGGGUGGAUCUUUGUCCCCAUCUACAUCAAGUCGGGGGUGAUGACCAUGCCGGAAUAUCUCAAGAAGCGGUUUGGUGGGGAGCGACUCCAGGUCUACCUCUCCAUCCUCUCCCUCUUCGUCUGUGUGGUUUUGUUAAUUUCUGUGAGUUCAGAGCCUCCUGGCAUUUUAACUUCAAGAGGUUGUCAGAUGGGGCCAGAGUGCAAAUAUCAGCGAGCUGGAUGUGUAGACUGUCAACAGCCUUUAAAGGGUCAAGGUUAUGGAUGUCUUAAAUUCGCAGGGGUGUCUCUUCAAAGUCUUAAUGAGAAAAAAGGGAGCUUCCAAGAUCCUGUGUUCACAGAGUGGUAGACUUUUAAGUCGUGAGAGGCUCUAGGGUAUAAGUCUCCCCUCUUAUCAAGGAUAUGAAAAAA